This is a messenger RNA of Pristis pectinata (smalltooth sawfish), 861 nucleotides long. Its product is annotated as extracellular superoxide dismutase [Cu-Zn]-like. Bases 6 to 752 code for a protein of 248 amino acids. The transcript has a single exon. The record is from RefSeq and is a predicted model, not a curated record. Lineage: Eukaryota; Metazoa; Chordata; Chondrichthyes; Rhinopristiformes; Pristidae. Gene Ontology annotation, biological process: removal of superoxide radicals. Gene Ontology annotation, molecular function: superoxide dismutase activity; copper ion binding.
UACAGAUGGACUCUCCGAUCUACGUCCGCGGAGGCAUCGAUACCGGUGAACUGCGGGGUCCCUUGGUCUCAAUUCCGAGCAGCAUUCAGGGUUCCUUGACCAAUCUGUUGCUUCUGACCAGUUCAAUUAUGGUUCAGAUGCAUGGGCUGUUCGGGAACUUGAACAACCAACUGAACAAAGUAAGGAACCAAACUCUGGGCUUGUGGAUCGGGCUACCCAACCCUUCACCGCCCCACUCGAGUGCCCAGCUCUUUGCCUUCUGUCGGAUGGAGCCCAGCUCGGACCUCGGCGCCCACCUGCCCUCCGUUAGGGGCUACGUGCUGUUCUCCCAGACCUACCCGAACGGCAGGCUCACAGCCUAUUUCAACCUGAAGGGCUUCCCGCUGUCCGAUUCGCGAGCCCUCCGCGCUAUGCACGUCCACCAGUACCGAGUGGUGGACGGCAACUGUUCCACCACCGGACCGCAUUACAAUCCCCGAAAUGUCAACCACCCCCUGCACCCCGGAGACUUCAACAACUUCCAGGUGCUGUGCGGCAAGAUCGUGGCCUUUAGGACAAACCUCAGAGCCAACCUGUUCGGACCGGAAUCGAUCGUCGGCCGUGGGCUGGUGCUCCACGAGAAGGAAGAUGACCUGGGGCUCGGCGGCAACCAGGCGAGUCUGCGGACUGGGAAUUCUGGCCGGAGGUUGGCGUGCGGCACCAUCACACUCAGCAAAGGUGACCGUUGGAGACGGAUGGUGCCCGACCUUUGAAGCUCCGGACCUCCAGGGCAAGGCGAGCAGUUUGGCAAUUCAACCUGUUAUAUUCUCUCUCCUCACCGGUCCUCCACCACGGAAAAUAAAGUUUAAAAGUUAGAGCGCA